Penicillium manginii is the source of this 963-nucleotide messenger RNA. RefSeq lists its product as uncharacterized. Lineage: Eukaryota; Fungi; Ascomycota; Eurotiomycetes; Eurotiales; Aspergillaceae. The transcript is spliced from 2 exons. The record is from RefSeq and is a predicted model, not a curated record. Bases 1 to 963 code for a protein of 320 amino acids.
AUGUCCCACGAGAAAAUAAGCAAACUCGAAGCAGGAUUCAGUGCGGAGGCCGUGGACGAUCCUGAAUAUGUCAGAGAUCCAACCAACGCAAUUAAGUCUCCUACUUCAAGACUGGGAAACUUCAUAGGCGGACAGUCCGUGAGAGAGAGUUUACAGAGGCUUCGGCUGCUACUACACACAUCUGCGGGACAAGAUUGCGUUUUAGCGAGCAUCGAAUAUCUCGCUCACGCAUUGCACUUUCUUAUCGCAAAUUGUCGAUGGAGAAUUACUACGUAUGCAGUUCUAGGGCACCCGAAGAACUGGUGGAAAAGCUCCAACAGACGAGUGGUGCCUCGCCGCCUCGAUGGUUUUACCAAACAACAAUAUCCCGCUCUUCUCAACCUCUCUUCUCUAUUCAGCAGUGCGCGUCAUACUUUGAGGCUGUUCGGUCUAUUUUAUAUAUGGACAGACAUCCUUAAAGAUCUCCAAUAUUCGAGCAAGAGCAGCCUCAUAGAUGGUAUCAACAUUAUCCAGGUUAUCACAAUGACGUCAUAUCAACUUCUCGAAAACUUUGGCCAUCUCGCAUCGAACAAGAUUAUAUCGUUAGAAGCGAUUGGAGCAAAAGUCAAGAUCCGAAAACUCUACAUCUGGGCCGCGCGGGCAUUAUUCUUACAUCUUAUACUUGAGCUGAUGAAGCUGAGCAAGGAAGCCUGGCUCGCUAGUGCAGGAGGCCGGAGUCGGAUGCCACCCGACGAGAAAGAUACCGGAUCAAAGUGCGGAGAGCCAGAUUUGACGGUAAUUCCUGAAAAUGGGGAUACUCAAGAUUGGAGAAAAAGAUUUUGGGCGAGCUCGGCUUGGGGACUUUUGUGUUUGUAUUGGAGCUGCGAGCAGACAAUUCCGCUCGUGGAGGAUAUGGCUGGUGGUCUAAGCUUUUUGGCCGACUUGUUUACCUUGAGAGAUAAAUGGAUACGAACUGCCCAGUAG